Ipomoea nil (Japanese morning glory) is the source of this 1469-nucleotide messenger RNA. Its product is annotated as vinorine synthase-like. The coding region runs from base 43 to 1416 and encodes 457 amino acids. Lineage: Eukaryota; Viridiplantae; Streptophyta; Magnoliopsida; Solanales; Convolvulaceae. The record is from RefSeq and is a predicted model, not a curated record. The transcript has 2 exons.
UAUCUAGGGAAUUGAAUGGUUUGUGAAUAUUGAGAUUGAUAAAUGGCGGCAGGCGACAUUAAAUAUGUUUUUCGUUGCACAGAAAGAAUCCGACCAUCUUCUCCGACACCUCAAAAUCUCCGAAGCCACAAGCUGUCUCUCCUUGACCAGCUAAUCAAUUGCCUUUAUGCCCCCCUCCUCUCCUUCUACAACUCCUCCUCCGGCGAUCAUGAUCAGCUCAAGAAAUCAUUAUCCAGGGCGUUAUCCUACAUGUACCCUUUGGCCGGGAGGUUAAAAGACGGGAAGACAAUCGAUUGCAACGACGAGGGUGCGGACUUCGUAUUAGCCGAAGUGGAAAACAAAAUGUCGGAGGUGAUGCAGUAUCCUAGGAUGGAUCGUCUUAGGAAGUUGUUCCCAUGUAAUCCAUACCCCGAAGUUGUGGAUUCAACCAUUCCCCUUUGUGCUGUCCAAGUUACGCGAUUCUCCUGCGGUGGCUCGGCGGUGGCGAUUUGCAUUUGGCACGGCCUGGUCGACGCCCCCGGAGUCUAUGGCUUCCUCCGAACUUGGGCUGCUAUUAACCGGGGACAGGAACAAGAACAGGAUUACAAGAAUGCCGGCGGUUUGGUUGUGGACAGCAGCACAACGUUUGUACCAAGUGAUUUAUUGUUAUCUCUCACCGCGCUCACGGAUAGGAAUCACAUUAUGGUUGCAGAAAAAUAUGUAGCCAAAAGGUUUAUGUUUCGAGGAUCAACGGUUAACGCGAUCAGAGAUAGAUACACUCAGCCGGAGAUUCGUCCGUCGCGGGUGGAGGCGCUGGCGGCAUUUCUAUGGGCGGCCGUUAUAAGAGCCACAGGGGAGGUGGACCAAGAUUUCAAGACUCACACGUUGACCAUGUCCGUGGAUUUAAGAAAAAAGUUUAACCCACCAUUUCCUAUGUACUGUCUGGGGAGCAUCAAUCAAGUGGUGGGGGCGCGGUGGGAGCGCGGCGGCGACGGAAAAGAAUCAUCAUCACCGUCGGCGGUUGACGGCGGAUUCCUACUGGGAAAAGUCCGAGAAGCCAUUAGGAAGAUUGACGAUAACUACAUCAAGAAAAUGCACGUUGAGGGAGGUUAUCUCAACCAACUUAUAGCUAUAUCCAAUAAUUUGACAGUGGAUAAAAAACAUAACAAGGGUUUAAACAUCAGCAGUUGGUGCAAAAUACCAAUUUACGAGGUUGAUUUUGGGUGGGGGAAUCCGAGGUGGAUAUCCACUGUUCUUGUUCUAAAGGAUUUGGCCAUUUUUGUGGACAUGGAUGAUGGAGGGGUGGAAGUGUGGUUAGGGCUACCUCAAGGUAUCAUGAGCAAUUUAGAGAUGGACAAACAAUUUCUAGCUCAUUUAUCUUAUAGCCAAACUGUGUGGGAUUAUACUCUACACAGUGUCAUGAAAAGUAGGAUGUAAUUUGAUUAUGAUCGAAUUACAUAAAUAAAUGAUAAAUAAAUUUGGAUUUUAAA